AUGGAAGAAUUCUUAAUUGAUCACAUGGCUAGGAAACGAGCAUCCAACUGGGGGACUGGACUAACCAGCAAGCACAGCAGAAUCCUCAAUACUCGUGCGCCUAUAACAAGUCCUACAUGUGCAAACUACCCUGCUAAGGGUCUACGAAACGCCCCGUCAAAGGUGCCCAGGUUCCGACAUAUCCAAGUAUCCAAUAAUACCAAGUAUCCAAUCCAAGUAUCCAAGUGUCAGGGAGGUAAGGUGAAGUUCCCUAUUGACUCGAAAACCAUUGACUGA
Molecule: messenger RNA, 276 nt
Organism: Prunus armeniaca (apricot)
Lineage: Eukaryota; Viridiplantae; Streptophyta; Magnoliopsida; Rosales; Rosaceae
Source: the annotation of a GenBank genome assembly